AUGCUUGAACAGCCGUGGAAAGAUCCUCGUUUCUUUCCAAUAACAAUUGACACUGUGAUGGCCUAUUUUUGUCAAAGAGAGAAUCCGUUUUUUGAUGUAAAUUCUGAUAAUGCAUUCAUAAUGAUGCAACAUCAAGUAGCAAGUGGACCUCAAUUUGAUGAAAUGUUAAAACGAAUAGAGGGCAUUCAGUAUGUUCUUGUUCAACCCCCAAGUUCUCCACCACUUUUUGUUGUUAGAAAACAAAAAAGAAUGAGCGCUGACAAAAUUACUCCUCUUUGUCAUUAUUAUAUUUUGGAUGGAACUGUCUAUCAAGCACCAGAUUUAUAUACUUUUUUACAUUCUAAAUUGAUUGGUAUAAUUGACCCAUUGAGAAAUGCUUUUUUAGAAGCUAUUGAAAUGACUAGAUUUUCAUCAUCAAAAGGAUAUUCUUGGGAAUUUAAAACAAAACCUUCGAAACGAGUGGAUGAAGAAGAGGAAGAAGAAAUGGAUGACAAUAAUUAUUUAAAUAAUCAAGUUUAUAAAGACGAGGAAGAUUCUUUAACUGUCCGGGCAACUCCAUAUCAACAAUUACGUACAGACAUGCUUCUUCAAGAGUUGACAACACAAUUCAAGUCUGAUCAGUUGGUAAGUUGAUUGUUCUUUAUUUGCAGAAGGUGCCAUUCUACUUUUGGGGGAAAAUUUGUGGACUUUUGGGUCACAUACCAGAAAAGUAUCCCUAAUAAUAAUUAAAGCGCUUUUCAGCCAUUUUAAAUUUUUCUAGAAUUAUGUAUGUUGUACCUAAAUAACAAUUUUCCCUCCUAUUUAAACUUUGUUCUUUUUGCAUCCAAAAAUCCGUCAGUUUUCUCCGCAAUCUUAAU
Molecule: messenger RNA, 857 nt
Organism: Meloidogyne enterolobii
Lineage: Eukaryota; Metazoa; Nematoda; Chromadorea; Rhabditida; Meloidogynidae
Source: the annotation of a GenBank genome assembly